AUGCUAGUGACCACUGAAGGGCCCAUGGCGCCCAAUAUUUCAGCCUGUAUCAAUUAUAUGAGAACGGUAGUUUUCCAAAAAGUCAUAAUCUCAAUUUUUCUCAGAUUUGGUCCGACGAGAAAUUCUUCGCCUCGGAUCCAUUCGUACCUCCAGUACCUUGGCAAGAACAUCUUUAUUCAUCGGAGAAGACGCUCAAUAUUGGAUUCUAUACAUUUGAUGGCUACAGUGAACCACCACCGGCUUAUCAGGUACUGUAGGGUGGAUACUGUAACUGGAAAUUAGGAGUAUCUUUUUUUUUAAAUGGAUCUUGAUUUUUUCCCUCGUGUAGUAGGUUGUCCAGUAAAAUUAAACGUCGAGUUUUUUCAACCGUAUAAAUAUUUUACGGUAAUAGUAAUCUUCCGGUGGCUUAUCAAGGACUGUAGGAAGGAUACUGUAAUGAGAAAUUGGAAUCAAAUUUUUCCCUCAAACUUGAUUUGUAACCAUAUGAAUAUUUCACGCCUAUAAUAGUUGGCGGCUAAUCAGGUACUGUAGGAAGGAUACUGUAACGAAAAAAUGAAAUUAUCUGUUUUAACUGGAUUCCAUGCUUUUCCCUCAGCCAGUAGGCUGUCCAGCAAAAGUCAAACUUCAUUUUUUGCAACCGUAUGAAUAUUUUACGGUUAUAGUAAUCUUCCGGUGGCUUGUCAAGUACUGUAGGAAGGGUAAUGUGACGAGAAAUUAAGAGUUUUUUUUUUCGUUUUGAAAUGGCUUUUCUGUCCUUUGCUUUUUACCUACCUUACCCAGCUCUUUUCAAACAAUCAGAAAACGAACUUGAAUUUCCGCCGGCUUAUCAGUUACUGUAGGGUGGAUACUGUAAUUGGAAAAAUGAAGUUUCUUUAUCCUUGCUUCUUUCCCUCACCUUAUCAGGUACUGUAAGAAGGGUACUGUAACGAUAAAAUGAAAUAAAACUUUUCAAAUGGCUUCUCUGUCCCUUGCUUUUGACCUCACCCAGUGCACUCUUUCGGGAACGGAUUUACUCCAAGCUUGGUCAAGGCUACAGUGAACCUGCGUCACCAGGUACUGUAGGAAGAAUACUGUAAGAGAGUUGGAAGCAUCGUUUGCAAACUUGUUGAUCUUGAGCUUGUGAAACGUCAGCAUAUUGAUAAAAAUGGAGCUGUGGACGGCGCGCUGCUUUUUCCCUUUUUCCAGAUUUUCUUUUGAUUUUCCCCCUUUUUUUCCUUUUUUGGUCAUUAUAUCCGAUGCUAUUUUCCCUCGGCUAUUUUAUGUUGUCUUUUCAGGGCUCUCCGAGCUGAUUUACCUUUUUUUUUUGUUUUUUUCAAAGUUUUUUUUUGUUCGUGUCUGGAUUCUUGGCUACUGUCCCGUGUCGAUUUUAUCCGAUAAAUGCGAGAAUUCCUAGUGGCUCCUUUAGGGUUUCUAAUUUUUAGUAGCGACCUUAGUGACCUCUCCAAGUAGUCCUUGAGGAACUUCUUGAGUGGCCACUUAAGUUUUCCAAGAAUAUCAAAAUUCAGCGAGCCGUCUUGGACACUGUAGCGUUGCUCCGAAGCCAAGGACACAAUUUAGUGGAAUUCCAAGUCCCAAGGCCGGCAGAAGCCUUUGAGCUUUUUGUAGCUUCUUCAACUGGAGAUGGUGGCACCUUUUUGAAGCAAAAACUGGACUUGGUUGGUUCUAUAACUAUAUUAUUGAUUUUAUCGAUUGAUUAUCGGACAUCGUACCGCCCGAAUGCUAUAUUGGAUCGCCGAUUACUCGAUUGCCCGUUUUCCUCCAAAAAAUCAUAAUCCAAUACAUUCCCUGGCCCAGAAUCAAGGCUGUACUGGAGGCUAUGCCCAAAAAUUGCGUUGGUAAGUUUUGCAACCCAAAUGGUCCCUUAAGGGGUUUUCCAGAGCUCCGAGAAACUUUCGCCAAAAUCGAGGAGUAUCGUCACGACUUCGUGAGAGCCAUGCGACGUCAGAAUCUCGACGCGAUUGUUUGCCCGGCUUUUGUAAGUUUUUUGGGGUUACGGGGAAUUAGUGAUCACUUUAGGGUUUCGCGGAAAGGUAGGAGGGCUUUUUGAAAGCAAAUUUUGAGGGAUUUUUAGGUGCGUAAAACAUCCCGAAAUUGGUUUUUUUAAAUUUUCCUCGAAGGGGUCACUUAAGAAGCUGGUUUUUGAAGAGAUUACUGUAACCGUCAAAGAUUCUGGAAGCGUCAAGAUUUGCAAAGUUCAAUUUUCCUAAACUUCUUUGUUAUUUUCAUAUUAAUUUUUUUAUAUUUGAGACUUUUUGAUAGAUAUUUUCAGCUCGUCUACAAAGUGAAAACUUUUUCUCUGCUGAUAAUAUUUUUUUUAAACUACGGUAGGUGCUCAUUGUGCAAACACGCUGACGCUUUUUUUGUUGAACGUUUUUGCAAUUUUUAGAGGCUUUCCCGUGUAAAAAAUGUUCAUUGAAUGUUUUUAGAACUCGAGAAUUCGAAAAUUUCAUUUUGGAAGUAAUUGCGCUCCAAUGAACAGUUGAUUAUUAAUCGUGCUUUGGUAAAACGAAACGGACGUUUCUGCGCAAUUCUAGGGAUCACAUAAGAGUUCUGACGAUACUAAAGGGGUCACUAAAAAGUCCCCCGACAAGUCCGAUUCGCGUUUUGAAUGUUUGAGUUGAAGGAGUGAUCACUUCAGGGAUUUUUCAGCAAAAACUGAAUAAUUUUAUUCCUAGCCACAUUUUGAGGCAACAUCAUGAAACUCAUCCCUUAAAUGACCACUUAAGACUUUUUUUUGCAGGGAAGCAUCGCUCCACACGUCGGAAAAGCCAACGACAUGAUCUCCGCCACGUGCUACACGUCACUUUACAAUUUAAUUGAUUUUCCGGCGGGUUCGUUAUGAAAAAUCAAUAAUUAAUCGAUAUAUUGGUUUCCAGGAGUUGUCCAAGUGACCCGAGUUUCGAAGAAAGAUGAGUCGGAAGUUAGAGAGAUGCCAGACGUGGACAAGUGGGCGAAGAUGACCCGCGAUGAGUGCAAUGUUCGUGUUUUACAGAAAAAGAAAAUUGAAGUGGUCCCUUAAGAGUUUAGAAAAUGGGCGCUCCAUUUUUGAGAGUUCUCGUUCAAAAAACUCGUGGAAAUGAUUACUGUCAAUGUAAUUUGAGAAGUGAUCACUUUGGUGAAAAAUUUAUUGAUUUUGCGUUCAUUAGAACUAAUUCUGCCAAAAAAAAAAGACAAAUAAAUUGGAAAAAAAGAUUAGCUUCAUUUUCAGCUUUUGGAAGUUUCAGUUAUAGAGAAAAAAUUUAAAAACGAGAAAAAUUUGCCUUUCUGUCAACUAAAUGUAGAAAAUAAAAGAUUUUUUGAUCAUUUUCAAAAUUUUCUAACGCCUCAACAAUUUUUUUUCAAGGCUGAAGUGGCUGCUUAAGAGGUCAGGGAUUGCCUCUGAAGUGGCUACUUGAAAUUUAAAACUUAAAAGAGCAAUUUUUGAUACUUUGACUACUUCUAACUAAACUUUGCUCAAGUGACCACUUUAUUUAUCGUCCCUAUAGCCUGGAAAUCAAUGAAAAGGAAAAGAAGCGUUGUGAAAGGCCACUAAAGUGAUUUACUGUGACCUCUUAAGUAGUCCCUCAGAUUUAAAAAAAUUUAAGUGAAAAUUUCAUUGUUCUGCCCGGACCUCGGUAUGCCUGGCGUUUCUGAACAAAUCUAGGGAUCACUCAAGAGUCCUGAAGUCCCUUAAGUGGUCACUAGAAAUGCCCGAUUCGAGUUACCAAGGUCCGAGUUCGGAUCGAGUUUAUUAGUAGUUGAAGCUUAAGUGAGCACUUAAGUGUAUUUUACCCCCUUGUCUACAAUUCAUGUCCUUCUGGUGAUCUCCAAAACAAUUUUUGAGAUUUUUCCAGAAUUCUGUCGGCCUCCCGAUCUCGGUCCAAAUCGCCGCACCGCCUUUCCGCGAGGAACUUUGCCUGCGACUCCUUCGAGACGUUGAAAAGACUUCAUAA
Molecule: messenger RNA, 3932 nt
Organism: Caenorhabditis auriculariae
Lineage: Eukaryota; Metazoa; Nematoda; Chromadorea; Rhabditida; Rhabditidae
Source: the annotation of a GenBank genome assembly